Molecule: messenger RNA, 1927 nt
Organism: Puccinia graminis f. sp. tritici CRL 75-36-700-3
Lineage: Eukaryota; Fungi; Basidiomycota; Pucciniomycetes; Pucciniales; Pucciniaceae
Exons: 3
Coding region: 666-1346 (226 amino acids)
Biological process (GO): regulation of transcription by RNA polymerase II
Cellular component (GO): nucleus
Molecular function (GO): DNA-binding transcription factor activity, RNA polymerase II-specific; RNA polymerase II transcription regulatory region sequence-specific DNA binding
Source: RefSeq, a predicted model, not a curated record
GAAGGGAUCUAAAGCAACUCCCUUGGUCAUAUCCAAGCACAACUGCUGCAUCUCCCAGCCAAUCCCUGGUUCAUGUCCACCCCCCGUUGAUUAAGUGCCAGUCGUGCAACCAUCUUAAGAUCCUUCCGUCAACAAACCGACCAAGAUUUUUUUAGGCCAAGGCUAUGGAUUAGCCAUUGUAUGACCUAUAAAACCCCGUAUCGGUCGAGGCACCCAGAAUCGAGUCUCAGCACACGACAGGUGCAAGGGCCUCGGAGCCGAAGGCCAGAUCAAUGAUGCCCUCAAGAGUGGCAAGGCCAAAAAGCCCAAGUUGUGAGUGAUGGCCGAGUCGUGCGUGUUGCUCAUGCAAUCUAGCACACCGAUGGAAGCUUCCAGUGAAUACAGGUCAUGGAGAAUCUAGCACGCCGGGGCUUUCGACAAGAUAUAUUUAGCAGAUACUCUCCAAGAAAUAGACGGUUGUAUAGAUUUAGAAUUGACUAGUCUGAAAACAUAGAUGGCCCCAUCGCUUCAACUUCAACUCGAUUUGAUUCAUAAUUGAAGGCUGCAACCCGAUCCGUUCUUCCCACUUUUUUUUCAUCCAGUCUGCCGCUUUUUACCCCUCCCAAUAGACCCAAUACCUCCAUACUUCUUUUGAUCGACUUCCCACACCUUUAAACCUAUCUACUAUGGAUACCUACUGUGAAACUUGCCAGCGUCAAUUCAGACAACCCGAGCAUUAUCAGCAACAUCUGCGCAAUUCGCCGCGGCAUCGCCAUAACCAUGACGCUCACGAUUUCCGGCCAGCUGAUGCUGGAGUGCGUUGUGUCUCAUGCAGAGACAUUUUCUAUUCCAUACACGAUCUAAUACGACAUCAACGUUCCUGCACCUCCCAAGGCACGGAGUUUGUGUGUGAUCACCCUGAUUGUUUGAGAGGUUUUACCAGCCAGUCGUCUCGCCUGCAACACUUCGAGACAGGGAGAUGUCCAUCCCAGGUCGAUCUCCAGGUGGUCGACAAUUAUUUCAGCCUCCAUUGCGACCCCCAUGGACGAUUUGUUAGACGAUCCCUGAUCACCCGUAAUCCCCCGAUGCCUAGGUUCAAUCGCGAUAGGAAUCGUCGCUACCGCUGUAGGCAAUGCCCCAAGCGAUUCCGGACUCAGAAUCAACUGAUGUCCCAUGUCUGGAGCCCGAAGCACAAAAACUGGGGUCGCAGGCCCUACAAGUGCCCCUCGGAACGCUGCCGACGCGCCGAGUUCUAUUCAUUGAGCAACCUCAUGUAUCAUCUCGAGAACGGUGGAUGUGAGGCGCAUCAUAGACGCGAGCUGGACGCGCGAAUUCUUGACCUGGUAGACAUAGUAGCACUGUUCUGAUAGGCAUUCAAAAGCCUACUUCUUUCCCUCUUCAAUUUAGGUUCCUCUUCACUUAAACGUUACUAUGCGAUCAAACUCAUACCUCAAACCAAAAAAAAACAAAAAAAACCGGUGGAUAUGUAUUAUUCCAAUGAGAUCUCAACUCCCUUUUUUUAUCUUUUAUGUAUAAUCACUUCGCCUGCUUCUACCUAAGUGUAUAAAAAUGUAAAUUCUAGCUUUUACUGCUGCUCAUGUAGACCUCACUUUCCAUUAACAUCACUCAAAGGUAUCACUAAAGUAUAACCAACAAAAUUAGCCCCAUGAGCAAUCACAUCUUUCCCAAUUCCAGUUGUAAAAUAAUGAAAGUGCUAGUCCAUGUUUUAGUUCAGUCUAAUUUACAUCACUACUGCUGGAGCUCUUCUAUUAUUCUGCUUGACAGUUAUUGUGAUGUUGGUAUUCCUGAUCAGAUGAUCAUUAGGAUUGAAUCUAUUCUGGGUUCUAUUCCUGCCCAUUCUCCAAUACUUCUCUGCCAUUUCCUCAAUUGAAUUCAAGACCAGUAUCUGCCAACCAAUAGCCAUAAAAAUCCCUUACCAUUCACAAAG